UUCGAUGCUGGUUUGUUAAAGAAAAGAACUUAAAUUGUAAAUUCAGUGCUCAACUGUCUCAGUUUACUUGAUAGCUCUGAAAGCAUUUUUCUCUUUAGUCAAGGAAGCGUGAAAUGGAAUGUUUUAUUCAUUAUCAUAUUCAUUCAUUCAUUUUCACUCUUUGUUUUUAUUGGGAAAAACAAUCUCUUGAUUAAUCAAAGAACGAAUGGAGUUGUAAGUGAAGCGUGAAGAAAGAUGUUUUCCUGUAGAGACGUAUUAAAGGUAGUCAUGCCUUGUUGACGGACGCAUUAACGAAAUACGAGACUAGGUGAGAUCAAUCAAAGUAUUCACAGCUCUCGCCGUUUGCAUCGCGUUGAGCCCUAAACUUAGGGAGUUUUACACACUGCGACCUUAUUGCAGUCCUCAGUGAGUGAAAUCAGCCGUGAUGGCAAAAGCCUGUUUACUUACAGCCAUCGUUUUGCAUCUAGUCACCGUCAUUCAAGGUAACAACAAGUGCUCUGAACCAUGCUUGAUAUACAGCGUAGGAUCUAAAAUUAACGCAAUCGAACUAAAUACCUCCAAAACAGCUACCAUUAUUCCCAACCUUCAACAAGCAGCUGCCCUUGAUGUCCAUGUUAGCGAGAAAACAAUCUACUGGAGUGAUAUCAACUUACGCGUCAUCACACGAAUGAACAUGUCUAGUGGAAAAAUUGAAGAGGUCAUUACAGACGAUCUCGGGACUGUGUACGGCCUCGCUGUGGAAUGGGAAAGUCACGUAAUGUACUGGUCAGACUACAGUAACGGCUGGAUAGAAGUUGCUUCACUGGACGGUUCCCAAAGGAAGUUACUCUUCAUGGAGGAGGUUAACAGGCCACGGGGAAUAGCACUGCACCCAAAGAAAGGGUGGAUGUUUUGGGCAGAUUGGGGAUCCCCACCUAGAAUCGAACGGGCAAGUCUAGCUGGUGUAAAUCGAACUACACUAGUUGAUCUAAGCAGUUCUUCACAGUACUGGCCAAAUGCGGUCUUCGUGGACUAUACUGAAGAUCGCGUCUACUGGAUUGACUCCUACGAUGACGUGAUUGAUUCCACUGACUUAAAUGGGCAGAAUAGGCAAUUGCUCUCUGGAGACAUUCACCCUUCACAAAACAUGUAUCCCUUUGACUUCACAGUCUAUAGCGACAUACUUUACUGGAGCGACUGGAAUACUGACAGUAUUGAGAGACUCAAUUGGAGUUCAGCGGAUUACAUAGGAAGACUUGUCAGUGUGAAAUCCAACCAGCCUUUUGGCAUCGCCUUACUUGACCAGUCACGACAACCAUCUUACGCAGGAAACCAGCAAUGCAAAGUAAACAAUGGAGGCUGCAGUCACUUAUGUCUUUUGACGCCUGAUGGAUUUUCGUGUGCCUGUCCGGAUGGUUUGCUAUUGUUAUCGGAUGGAAAAAACUGUCAAACAGGUAAAAACGUUUUGUUUUCAUCAAUUUAUCAUUCGCCUUUAAUUUAAACUUUGCUUUUCUUUAGACGUGACGAAUACGCUGCUCCAUAUAUUUCAUAUCCUCGACAUGGAUCCCUUUCUAUUUGCAUUAUUGUUUUCAUUUAUUCACAGUGCCCCCAAUUAGCACAACAGUGCUAAAUACAUUUUCCAUACAAGGGA
Messenger RNA from Orbicella faveolata, 1630 nucleotides. RefSeq names its product low-density lipoprotein receptor-related protein 4-like. NCBI's taxonomy places the organism in Eukaryota, Metazoa, Cnidaria, Anthozoa, Scleractinia, Merulinidae. The record is from RefSeq and is a predicted model, not a curated record.